Molecule: messenger RNA, 306 nt
Organism: Aspergillus versicolor CBS 583.65
Lineage: Eukaryota; Fungi; Ascomycota; Eurotiomycetes; Eurotiales; Aspergillaceae
Exons: 3
Coding region: 1-306 (101 amino acids)
Source: RefSeq, a predicted model, not a curated record
AUGCGAACGCUUGAUGCUUUUCUCCGCCUGGGUCAGGACUACAACUUUGACGAAGACUGUAUCCAUGAAAUGACCCAGGUUAACAACGGGCAAGCGGAUUUGGAAUAUUGUCACAAGUUGGGCCGCGAGGCGAGGGCUUAUGUCGAGUUUGUUGAGAACCACGGGGUCAAAGUUGUGAAGCAUGAGGAGAAGAAUAUAAAAUAUCCUCCAGCUACGUCUGUCUUGAGAUCGCUGACGUUUGGUCGACUGGCGGGCACUACCCUUGCUAACAAGCUAUCGGGCCCUAAGGACAGGCCAGUGCACUAA